Messenger RNA from Mangifera indica (mango), 1595 nucleotides. Its product is annotated as ycf20-like protein. NCBI's taxonomy places the organism in Eukaryota, Viridiplantae, Streptophyta, Magnoliopsida, Sapindales, Anacardiaceae. The transcript has 3 exons. The record is from RefSeq and is a predicted model, not a curated record. The coding region runs from base 329 to 1048 and encodes 239 amino acids.
UUCAGUUUCUUCAUUUUAUCAUUGUAAUUGGUGAAAUAGCAACCAUUAAUGUCAGCAAAUGUGAAACUAAGCAAAACCAGAAACUUUUUUUCUUAUCAAGUUUGGCAAUUUAGGGUUUCAUUUUUCUUUUUUUUAGCUUUCCGUAAUGGGUAUGUAUGUUAAUUUUGACGGCUGGCUGGGAGUGUGGUGCUGGAACGUUUUGUAACUUUCAAGUGUUCGGUUGAAAAUAGUUAAUAGGGAGCAAUCACUUGAAAGCAAUUCCAUGUGCGAUUUGUAUGUUAGAAUUAAAGGCUUGUUUUCUUCAUGAUAAUCAGGUUGCUAUGUGAAGAUGACAAUGAUAAAUACACUCCCCAAGAAUCCCAGAAGUUGGAAGCUCUCGUUUCCAGAGUCAAAGUAUGUGAGAUCUAGAGCUGAUUUUUUUUUCCUUGCAGCAUGCUCUCAUAGAACUAAAUGUGCCUUGAGCUCAAAAUAUUAUUCCAGAAGCUGUUUCAUCCAUGUGGCGCAACCCUUCUCGGUCAGCAAUAACAAAAAAAUGGUGGUAGUCAUACGCAUACCGUUUCUUUUCAAAUUGCACAGAAAGAUGGCUUGGUCUAUUCGGAGCAGUGUUGAUGGCAGUGGAUUUGAUCCUUCCUCCACAGAUAGCCCUAAUGGCGGGACCAGAUUAAUUAGGACCAUCCAAGCUUUUCAAACCAAAUUGAGUGCAAGAAUUCAGGAGAUAAGGAAAGGUCUUCCCAUGAAGUUACUCUUUUUCUUGGUGGGAUUCUAUUGUGCAACUGCCUUUGCCACCGUUAUUGGGCAAACAGGUGACUGGGAUAUUUUGUCUGCUGCAUUGGCUGUGGUAGUUGUGGAAGCGAUUGGGGCCUUGAUGUAUAGAGCUUCUCUUCCUUUAGUUAGCAAGUUAAAAGGUCUGAUAACAAUGUUCAAUUAUUGGAAGGCUGGGCUAUCACUUGGCCUCUUCUUGGAUUCAUUCAAGUAUGAAAUGGAUAACAUUAUUGAGUCAAGUAACCCCUUCAAUUUUGAAAUAGAUAUGUUCACCAUAUUCUCAUAAUUCUUGGUUUUUCUUAGUUCUGUUGACUACUAUCUCUUUUGUGAUUGCUUCCAAUCUCUUGAAGUCCUUAGCUCGUGUCAAUCAGACUUGCGAGCGCAUGUGGAAGCUCAAACCACACUGGACAAGUGGAAAAGCCAUCCUGGGUCAAUCAAGUGGACCAAACAUUUACAAGUAGAACCAGCAUUUUGAUUUGAUAAUUGAUGGCCUUGAACAAAGUAAUAUUGAUUCUCCAGGCAAGAAAAUACGCAGAGAUAAGGGGAUUUAUAUCAAGCUCGUUGGAGAAGCUGUUGGAGGCCGUUGAAACCCAUCAAAGAAAAAAAAUGUCACUGAAGAUAAAGAGAAAGAUCAUCAAAGAGAUGAAGAAGAAGAUUGCUCAAGUUGAGCCGAGGCUAUCUAGCUCGAGUUUGACUUGUUUAAGCCAAAAACCUUGCCUAACUAGAUUGUUUUCAAAAUUUAAACUCUGCAUGAAAUGGAACUGAGUUGUACAACAUAUAUCAUCGUAUCAAUGAAUUGAUUAUUACAGGUAGGCCCUCCUAGAAGCCUUAAA